GGGCGCGGUCUCUCCCUAGCUCCCGCCCCCGGCGCGUCUCCAGCGGGCGCAGAGCUCGGCAAGGAGCUGGGACGGCGGGGCUCUGCUUGCCAUGGCCCCGGGCCUGCGGGGCCUCCCGCGGCGCGGCCUCUGGCUGCUGCUGGCUCCUCAUCUCUUCAUGGUCACUGCCUGCCGGGACCCUGACUAUGGUACUAUCAUCCAGGAGCUGUGCCUCAGCCGCUUCAAGGAGGACAUGGAGACCAUCGGAAAGACUCUAUGGUGUGACUGGGGAAAGACCAUAGGGAGCUAUGGGGAGCUUGCUUACUGCACCAGGCACGUAGCGAACAAGAUUGGUUGUUUCUGGCCCAACCCGGAAGUGGACAGAUUCUUCAUCGCUGUCCACCAUCGCUACUUCAGCAAGUGCCCCAUCUCUGGCAGGGCCCUGCGAGACCCUCCCAACAGCAUUCUGUGCCCUUUCAUUGCUCUCCCCAUUACGGUCACGCUGCUCAUGACUGCACUGGUGGUCUGGAGGAGCAAGCGCACAGAGGGCAUCGUGUAGGUAUCCCAGGUGAUGGGGGAUGGGGAACCAUGGGCCCGGCCCAGCAGCAGCAUCAGGGGCAGGCCCCACAUUGCAUCCUGCUCUAGCCUAGUUAGCACAGGACUUGAGAGUGGCUCUGCAUUAAGCUGAACAUGCUCUAGCCAGAGGCUUUUAGCAGGGGAGCAGGGGCCUGCCUCUGUUUACCUCUGAGAGAGUUCUAAGCACCAGGUCUCUGAUAUACACUUCAUCACCACUGUGGGCAUUCUGAUCUCCGAGGAAGACUGCACAGAUGUGUUUGUGGAUGCAGAGUUUUUGAUUAAAAGAGUAUUCUUAAACUUGGGAAGUGUUCUAAAUUCUGGGUACAAAUAACCUAUAUAGGGAA
Arvicanthis niloticus (Nile rat) is the source of this 899-nucleotide messenger RNA. It is a transcript of the gene Ramp1, whose product is annotated as receptor activity modifying protein 1. The record is from RefSeq and is a predicted model, not a curated record. Gene Ontology annotation, cellular component: cell surface; membrane; signaling receptor complex. Gene Ontology annotation, molecular function: coreceptor activity. Gene Ontology annotation, biological process: G protein-coupled receptor signaling pathway; regulation of G protein-coupled receptor signaling pathway; intracellular protein transport. NCBI's taxonomy places the organism in Eukaryota, Metazoa, Chordata, Mammalia, Rodentia, Muridae.